AUUCCUUUGUGGUGGCAAAACAAAACAAACAACAAAAACACGCAGUCCCACUUUUAACCCCUGACUUUGGUCUUCCAUGUGUUUCUGUUCAGGCUCAAAGGCUUCAAUUCCUCUUUCACUCCCUGAUUUGUAGUUAGAUACUAAGUUGUUCCCACACAGAGCUCAGAGAUCUGCAGAAAAGCCAUGGCUGUCCAACAGCAGCCCACCCAGGUGAUGACAACUGCCAACGCUGGGCAGUGGACCACCGGCCUUUGUGAAUGUUGUGUUGAUAUGGAGACCUGUUGCUGUGGCUUUUGGUGUUUCCCCUGCAUGCAGUGUGAUGCAGCCAGUAAACAUGGAUGGUGCUGCGCACUGCCACUGCUGGAUGUUUGUGGUGUGGUGUCCUGCUUACUCCGUGGGUCCAUCAGGGAGCGCCACAACAUUGUUGGCUCGUUCUGUGAUGACUGCUGUAAAGUGUGCUUUUGUUACCCGUGUGUUUGGGGCCAGAUGCAUCGUGAGAUGAAGAUCAGGGAAAACAAGUAGCCCGCCACCCAGACUGUGAUCACCACGCAAGUCGUCUGUGGAUAUGAUGCAAACAUUUUGGCUGUGUAAUGAGAGGCUAUGACUUUUUCAGGCCAAUAAAAUCCUUUAAUUUUA
Molecule: messenger RNA, 636 nt
Organism: Neolamprologus brichardi
Lineage: Eukaryota; Metazoa; Chordata; Actinopteri; Cichliformes; Cichlidae
Source: RefSeq, a predicted model, not a curated record